Molecule: messenger RNA, 1710 nt
Organism: Drosophila melanogaster (fruit fly)
Lineage: Eukaryota; Metazoa; Arthropoda; Insecta; Diptera; Drosophilidae
Gene: Ppr-Y
Product: Ppr-Y
Exons: 6
Coding region: 1-1710 (569 amino acids)
Source: RefSeq, marked reviewed
AUGGAAGACGAUCAAAUAAAUAAUUCCGAAGUACAGAAGCCCCUUGUGGAUGAAGUUAUUUACCCAGAUAUUGAACCUGGAAUAAUUAACCGUUCCUUGAUUGAAAGCUCAUAUUUAAAACACGUUCAUCGUGGUGAGGGAAGACGUUUACAUCAACUGGAGCCUGUUGUAUUGGAACAAAUUUUAACAAUGCGUUUGGAGUUUAAUAAUAUUUUACGUAUUGAUCACUUAUGGAUAUUACCUAAUCUGACCAAGCUUUGCCUUAAUUGCAACAAAAUAGAGACCAUUGAAAAUAUUGAAAUGUUAACAAACCUUAAAGAUUUAAAUCUAAGCUUCAAUUUUAUUGAGAAGAUCGAAAAUCUUGACACCUUAGUAAAUUUGGAAGUUCUGUCGUUAUUUAGUAACAAAAUUGAAGCUAUUGAGAAUAUCGAUAUGUUAACCAUGCUUGUAAUUAUCAGCCUUGGAAAUAAUUUAAUUGACACAGUUGAAGGAAUUGAACGAUUUCGGUUUAUGAAUAAUUUAAAGAUUAUUAAUUUGGAAGGUAAUCCUAUCGCUAAAAGAACAAAUUUCUGCCUGUUAAAGUACAUAUCAGCAAUAUUACCAAAACUUAAUUAUUAUGAAUAUACUUUCAUUAAGAGUGAACUCCGCGCAGAAGCCUGUAAUUUAUACUACCGGGAGAUUCGGGAAAUUGAAGAUAAACAAGAAAAGGAGAUACAAGCCAGAAAGUUUCUUGAACGUGAACAAUCAGAGGCAAAACGAUUAGCCUCAAGUUUUGUUGAACAUUUGGAUGGUCAUCAGCUGUUUGACUCACUUUGGCGUGGGGACGAAGAUGGUCGUGUGCUGAUGCUUGUUGGUACGCAAGCUCAAGAGCUAGCCGACGAAUACGAUAAGGAUAUUUUUGAACUUACGCAAGAAAUUUACAAACUUGGCUUAGAAAGAUUUACUGAGCGCGAUGAAGAAAUUCGAGAUUUUUUUAACAAUCUUUUCGAUGGCCAAGAAGAACUUCAAAUACUUGGGCAAAAUGAAAUAGAAUGGUUUUUACAAUUUAGAGAAAUAAUUUUUGAAGAAGCUCGUAUCAGAUUACUUAAACUAGAACAAAAUUCCAUGCACGGAGAAGACGAGGACACUCCAGAAAACCUAAAAUUAUCUGAUGCUUUGGAUAAAUUAAAUAUUCAAUUUGAAGAUGCAAUAAAUGAUUUAUGGCAAGCGCUAAUGGCCCAGGAGUUAUAUUUGCAUGAAUCUAUACAGGAGUCAACUAUAAAUUUUCAUCGAAAAAUUGCGGAGCUUAUGUCAAAAUUUGUAGAACAAUCUCAAGCAUUUUUUGUUCAAUUACGUGAAAUUACACUUCAUUUUUCUGAAAACAUGACCGAAAUAUUGACUCGAUUUAUAUCUACGAAAUUUGCACUUCAAGACUUUGAUGACGUUCCUAUUGAACUCCGAGUAUGUGUUGAUGACCGUGACGCCAUUUUAAAUUUAAUUGCUGGAAUGAAAGACUAUCACACUUUGCGAUUAGAUGAGCGAGAAGACACAAUUGCGACUCGAACAAAGGAAUUUGUAGACAAUAUGAUAGACCAACUAAACAGUAAUGAAGUGGAACGACAUCGGUCAAAAAUUUUGGAAAUAAACUUCUUUGUAGAAAUGAUGACCGAUGCUAUGACAUCCUUACCACACGAUGUAAGGGAUGAGCUGAUAGCCGAAGAUUAUGUAUAG